This is a messenger RNA of Helicoverpa armigera (cotton bollworm), 2871 nucleotides long. RefSeq names its product RNA polymerase II-associated protein 3-like. The record is from RefSeq and is a predicted model, not a curated record. Gene Ontology annotation, molecular function: protein binding. The coding region runs from base 29 to 1558 and encodes 509 amino acids. NCBI's taxonomy places the organism in Eukaryota, Metazoa, Arthropoda, Insecta, Lepidoptera, Noctuidae. The transcript is spliced from 9 exons. Gene Ontology annotation, cellular component: protein folding chaperone complex.
AUUUAAUGUGCUAAGCCCGAUAAGAAUCAUGGAAAAAGCUUUUGAAAUACAGAAAAAAGCCCGAGAUAAUGUUAAAGCUUUACAAACUUACAUGACAGACUUGCAGAAUUGGGAAGCCGAGAUGAAAAGAAAAGAGGCUGCUUUGAACGGUGAAUUCGAACAGGAUCUGCCUCCAGUCCGCAGCAAGAUCAAAAAGGAGAAGCCAGUGGUGCCGAAAAAGAAACCUGAGAAAAAAAUCCGAGGCUCAGACUAUACGGCAUGGGACAAGUAUGAUGUUGAUAAAGCUUGCGAGGAAGUAGACAUGGCAGACGUAGGACCCGUCUCCCUGGACAGCAAGAAGAGCCAGCAAGCCAAGCUGGAGAAACUCAAGGAAGAAGCCCAGUAUGAGAAGGAGAGGGGCAACACAUUUGUGAAGCAAGAGAAAUGGGACGAGGCAAUAGCGUGCUACAACCGAGCUAUAGACCUCGUGAAGGAUGAUGCUAUCUACUUCGCUAAUAGAGGCCUGUGCCAUCUUAAGAAGGAUAGUCUCCACCAAGCUGAAUCAGACUGCACAGAAGCUCUCCGCUUAGACCCAACGUACGUCAAAGCCCUACAGCGCCGGGCCACCGCCAGGGAACGGCUCGGGUCACUCCGGUCUGCAUCUCAUGAUCUCAAUGAAGUGCUCAAGUUGGAACCACAUAAUACGGCUGCUAGGAAACAGUUGGAUGCUAUUAAAAUGAGAAUGGGGACUAAAGGGGCCAAAUCAAAAUCAUCGCCCACCACAACGCCCACCGCGGAAAGCAAGCCGCUCUUCAAGUCUAAGCCGCAGCCAAAGAUAGUAGAAUUGCCUCCGGAACCCGUCACUCCUGCAGCUGAUGAUUGGAGGAAAGGCGUCGGAGAAAACAUCAUGGUCAUCAAACCUGUGAAGAAACCACCACAUUUGAGAUCUAAGAGAGCACUGAAAUCAAUACCGAUUCAAGAAGUAUUACUCGGUGAAAAAACUCCAGAGAAACCGCCGACUCGUCUCAAAAUCAUCGAGAUUGAAGACAACAUGGCUCUCGGAGAUUCCAACAAUAAUGACUCUAACAAAAUUGAUGAAACUCCCGCGCAAAGAGUAGAUACCAAAGGAGGAGGUGACAAAGUAAUUGCUAGUCCAGAAUCGAUGAAACUCAUCACCGAUACGAUAGUUACGGAGAAGGAAAAGAGGAACUUCGUGCCGCCAGUCAAUAGUGUUCAAUUUAUGUCUGAAUGGAAAUAUUUGAAGGAUCAGUGGGAUGCUAAAUGUCAAUAUUGGAGUCUAAUAGAACCAUCAAAGAUCCCAUCCAUAUUCGCGAACGCUCUAGAAAGUUCCAUCCUAUCUGACGUGAUACACAUGCUGGAGGCGUUCCCGGCGCAGUUCAGCGGCAAGCUGACGGCGUACUUGCUGGCUCUGACGACCGUGCAGAGAUUCUCGGCACUAGCUAUGUUCCUCUCGCAUACUGAUAAACAGAAGUUAAUGAAGGUGUUAGAAUACUGCAAGACAUCUGAGAACACGACUGACGAGGUGAUCGCCGAUCUGAAGAACAAAUAUGAGCUCUAAACACAUCAUUAUUAUAGUUGAUUAGUCGUAAUUACCAAUAUUAUACGAUACUUACAGAUUUAAACAUACUGCGCUUGAGAAAUUACUUAUAAUGUAGAUUUCUGUUUGAUUUUUAAGUUACUGUUAUCGCGUCACACAAAAUUAGUUCUAUGUAUCUAUAAUUUACUCAAAACUAUGUGUAUUAAAAUGCAUUUACCUACAAAAAUAUUUAAGAUAAUUUUUAUUAAGUUUGUGUGUUGGGUUUGGGACGGGAACAUUCUUCGUAACUAUUGAACAAUUUAAAAAUAAACCUUAUCAUAAAACGUAUAUAAAAUACCAAAAACCUUAUUAAAAUAUAUAUAAUUUCUCAAGCGCAUUCACGGCGCAUAGGCCAGGUGCUAGAAACAAGUGGAGUAGUUAUUAAGAACACACAAUUUAUUAUUAAUGUAAUUAUAUAGUCAUUUCCUUCAAUAUUUCUCAAAAUCUUUACUGUAACAAUAUUAUCAAAUUUUGUAUUACACAAAAGAAACUUAAUUCGAUGACUUAGUAAAUAAUUCUUUGAUUUUAUGAGCUACAGAUUUAUAAAAAAUGUGUAAUCGUAAUUUCGGCGUUUGCUCAAAAUCUUUGUUAAUAAAUGAUUAUCUCUUGAUAAUUUGUUUUUCUUUUAUUCUUUGUUAUUUUCAAUGAGUGCAAUUUUUGUAAUUAAACACUUAAAAUUUUUCGAGGCAUACACACGAAACAUACUUUGUCUUUUUUAAUACCUACUCAUAAAAUCCUAGUUGAAGUUAAGUAGAUUUUUGUCACUUCAUAUCUACCUAAUAAUAAUAGUACCACAAUCAAUUAACUUAAAGCUUCAAACUUGCAAGAGUAGUAUAAUUAUAUUUACGCAAGAAAAAUAAUAUUAAGUUGUUAUGAACUAAUUUUAUCCACUUAUUUCUAGUAUCAAUAACUUAAGUCACGUAACUUUUAACUAGGUACAGAAAUUGGUAACUUUCGAAAAAUUAUAGAAAUUACGAAGUUUUUUCUUAGUAGUUAUUCUAUUUUUACCAAGUUCUGAAAGUUGCGUGUUAUUUUAGAGGGUCAGUGGCCUAAGCCCCCAUUGGUCGAAGCAGCUAUGGCCGAAGCCCCCGAUUCGGUUAAUUAAAUGCAAUUUUCGGGGGCGUCAGCUACAGAUGCUUCGACGAGUGGGGGCCUAGGCCACUGACCCAUUUUAGAUUGUUUAUUUGUUCAAGUCACUAUUGUGAUGGAAUGAGUUUUUUUUUGUAAUUAUGGUGCGAAGGAGCGUUUGAGUUCUGUGAUUGAUUUUAAGCCCCAAUAAAGAUUAUGAAUUUAUA